Sarcophilus harrisii (Tasmanian devil) is the source of this 6471-nucleotide messenger RNA. RefSeq names its product tetratricopeptide repeat domain 37 (gene SKIC3). The transcript has 43 exons. The record is from RefSeq and is a predicted model, not a curated record. Gene Ontology annotation, cellular component: Ski complex. Gene Ontology annotation, molecular function: protein binding. The coding region runs from base 424 to 5133 and encodes 1569 amino acids. Lineage: Eukaryota; Metazoa; Chordata; Mammalia; Dasyuromorphia; Dasyuridae.
AGGGUUGGGUCACGUGGUUAUGCCUUGAGGAAAUACGCAUGCGCCCUGACCCUUGGGCAGAAGGCCGUCUGGAGUAAGGUUGUGGCCGCAGCAAAACGCUGUAUCAACAGACGUGAGCUAUUAUGUGACGUUUCCUUAUCUGACGUGGGUUCAGAAAGUCAUUCUUUUGUUGAUACAGCUUCUCUCCUUCUUGAACUUUCUUCCUUGGAAGGAUGCAGAAGGAAGCAGAGCUCUGGCCUUUCUGACUCCUUUUCUUAGUCUCAGUUUGCAGCUAUUUUUACCAAAGGAUUCUUCAGCUUGAAGAAAUUUUAGUGUGAAUUUAACAUUAAAAUUUACUGGCCUCUCCAAUCAAGAUUUAUAAUCCUUUAAAUAAAAAGUAUCUGAUAACUACACUUAUAAAUUUAAGUCAAGAAAAUUGUCAGGAUGUCAAACAAGCAGGUGAAGACAGCAUUGAAAAGUGCCAGAGAUGCAAUAAGAAACAAAGAAUAUAAGGAAGCUUUAAAACAUUGUAAGACCGUAUUGAAACAAGAGAAAAAUAACUACAAUGCCUGGGUUUUUAUUGGAGUGGCAGCAGCUGAACUGGAACAGCCUGAUCAAGCACAAGGGGCCUACAAGAAAGCAGCUGAACUAGAACCAGAUCAGUUAUUGGCCUGGCAGGGGUUAGCAAGUUUAUAUGAGAAAUCUAACUAUACAGAUGUCAAAGAUGACUUGAUCACUGUCUACCAAAAGCUUUUGGAUCUCUAUGAAAGUGCUGACAAGCAGAAGUGGUGUGAUGUCUGUAAGAAGCUUGUGGAUCUCUAUCACCAAGAAAAGAAAUACCUGGAGGUGGCUCAAACAUGGCAGAGACUGAUCAAAAUAAGGAAGGAAGAUGGUGCAGAAAAUCAAGAGAUUUACCAGUUGUGGAUAAAGUUAACUCAGUUACUGGCUGAGAGUACUGAAGAAGAAAAUGACGAAAUUCGGCAGUUGCUUUUCAUUGCAUUUGAAAAUGCUUUGAGCUCUUCAGAUAAUGUUCCUAGUGAAGCCCAUGAAACACUUUAUAGACACUUCAUUCAGUGUUUAUCUAAAUUUCCUUAUGAGACUGCUAGGAUGAAGAAGGCUUGUGAAGGUAUGAUGAACAUCUAUCCUACUGUAUCUUAUCCACUGGAAAUGCUUUGCUUACAUUUAAUUCAGUCAGGAAGUUUCACUGAUGAAGCCCUGCAGUACUGUUACCAACUGGUGGAGAAGGACUCAGAAAGUGGUCCUGGUCUCAUUGGCUUAGGCAUAAAAGCCCUCAAAGACAAAAAAUAUGAAGAUGCUGCCAAAAACUUAACAGAAGGAUUAAAACUAAGCAGUGUCUGUGUAGUAGGAUGGUAUCAUCUGGCAGAGGCUCAAAUGAAAAUGCAUCGUUAUAAAGAAGCCAUUAUUUACUGCAAUCAAGCUCUGACAACAAUAGAAAACCUCAGUUCACCUAGCAGAAGUGUUCAUCAAAAGAAUCUCUGCUUUCGUUUGAAAGCAGAGGCCUUAAUACAGCUUUCAGAUCAUGACUCUUCAGAAGAAGCAAUUGCCAUUCUAGAACAGAUCUCAGAUGCAAAUACUAUUCCAGAGCUUUUAGUUCUCAAAGGUCUUGCUUAUCUAAACAAAGGCUUAUCUGAUAAAACUUCAAAAAUUGUGGAAGAACUUCUUUCCUUUCAUCCUGACCUAGCUGCAGUCCAUGCCCUGGAGGCACUGAUUCAUUUUACCAGAAAGGACUACCCAAAGGCAGAGAAAGGAUUUCAGAGAGCUCUUGACAGAGAAGCUGAGGUUGCUGAUUAUUAUUACUAUCUUGGAUUAACAUACUGGUUCAUGAGUGAAGAUACAAGAAAAGACAAAACAAAAGCUCUUACCCAGUUUUUGAAGGCUGCAAAAUUGGACACCUAUAUGGGUAAGGUUUUCCGCUAUUUAGGACAUUACUACAGAGAGGUAGUUGGAGACAAGAGCAGAGCCCGGGGGUGUUAUAGAAAAGCUUUCGAACUAGAUGAGACAGAUGAAGAAUCUGGAGCUGCUGCAGUUGAUCUAAGUGUGGAGCUUGAAGAUAUGGAAAGUGCAUUGGUUAUUUUAACAAUUGUAACUGAAAAGGCGAGUGCUGGAACAGCAAAAUGGGCCUGGCUUAGAAGAGGGCUCUACUACUUGAAGGCUGGUCAGCAUUCUCAAGCAGUGGCUGAUUUACAGGCAGCAUUAAGAGCAGACCCAAAAGAUUUUAACUGCUGGGAGUCAUUGGGAGAGGCCUACUUGAGUAGAGGUGGCUAUACCACAGCUCUGAAAUCCUUCACAAAAGCCAGUGAACUGAACCCAGAAUCUAUAUAUAGCGUGUUUAAGGUUGCAGCAAUACAGCAAGUCCUAGGCAAAUAUAAAGAGGCUGUAGCUCAGUAUGAGCAGAUCAUUAAAAAAAAAGAAGAUUAUGUACCUGCCUUGAAAGGUCUAGGUGAGUGUCACCUUAUGAUGGCAAAGGGAAAGCUGACCGAUUUUCUUGAUGGUAAAGCUGUGGACCACAUAGAACAAGCCUUGGAUUACUUUACUUGGGCUCUUCAGUAUCGCUCUGAUGUUUCUUGUAUUUGGAAGCUCCUAGGAGAUGCAUGUACCAGUUUACAUGUGGUUUCACCAUCUAAAGUAAAUGUGAAUGUUUUAGGAGUCCUUCUGGGUCAGAAAGAAGGAAAAGAAAUAUUGAAGAAACAUGAGCUUCUCCAUCUAGGCGGAAGGUGUUAUGGCCGAGCACUAAAACUGUUGCCUACAGCUAAUACGUGGUGUGAUCUUGGAAUUAAUUAUUAUCGUCAAGCACAGAAUCUAACAGAAACAGGAAGCUGUGUAAAUGAACUUAAAGAAUUAUUGGAGAAAUCUUUACAUUGUCUGAAAAAAGCAGUGAGACUGGAUAGUAAUAACCAUUUGUAUUGGAAUGCCCUUGGUGUGGUUGCUUGUCACAGUGGCAUUGGAAACUAUGCUCUUGCCCAACACUGUUUCAUCAAAUCAAUCCAAGCUGAACAAAUUAAUGCUACUGCAUGGACAAACUUGGGAGUUUUAUAUCUAGCAAAUGAAAAUAUUGAGCCAGCUCAUGAAGCCUUCAAAGUUGCUCAGUCCCUUGAUCCGUCUUACUUAAUGUGUUGGAUUGGGCAGGCACUUAUUGCAGAGACAGUUGGAAGUUAUGACACAAUGGAUCUCUUUCGGCAUACUACUGAACUCAAUAUGCACACAGAGGGAGCAAUAGGUUAUGCAUAUUGGGUAUGUACAACACUACAAGAUAGGACAAACAGAGAAACGGAGCUGUACCGCUAUAAUAUCCUCCAGAUGAAUGCCAUUCCAGCAGCACAAGUUGUUUUGAGCAAAUAUACAGAAAGAAUUCAGAAUUAUGCUCCGGCUUUCACAAUGUUGGGUUAUUUAAAUGAAUAUUUACAACUGAAUAAAGAGGCAGCUGAUGCAUACCAAAGGGCAAUUUUAUUACUGCAGAAUGAAGAAAAAGAAGAAAUCUAUAAUGUUACAGUAAGAAAUUAUGGCCGUUUGUUAUGUGCUAUUGGUGAAUAUGAUAAAGCCAUACAAGCUUUUAAGUCAACUCCUCUGGAAGAAUUCGAUGACAUCAUAGGCCUUGCACUGGCAUUAUUCAAGAAAGGACUUUUUCAAGAGAGUAACAAAGCCUAUGAGAGAGCUUUGUCCAUUGUUGAAACAGAGCAGGACAAAGCUCAUAUCCUGACGGCCCUGGCAAUAACAGAAUACAAACAAAAUAAAAUGGACAUAGCCAAGACAUUACUAUUCAAAUGUUCUAUCUUAAAGGAACCAACCACCGAAAGUCUUCAAGCCCUUUGUGCUCUAGGGCUGGCAAUGAAGGAUACUACUCUCUCAAAAGCAGCAUUUAAUGAGUUAUUAAAGCAUAUAAAACAGAAAGAUGAUAAUUAUCAGAAGUGCCUUAUUACAGCAGCUGUUUAUGCAUUACAAGGUCGAAAUGUAUCAGUGCAGAGACAAGUAUCCAAAGCUGUCCACAGUAACCCAGCAGACCCUGCUCUUUGGUCUCUUUUAUCCCGAGUGGUUCCUCAAUAUACUCCCCGAAAUGCCCAAGGUGGAGCUGUAGCAGGAAAUGUGGCUCACAUACUUGACUCGAAUCAUGGAAAGAAGGCCUUACUGUAUACUGCAGUCAAUCAGUUGGCAAUGGGAAGCAAUUCAGCAGAAGAUGAAAAAAAUGAUCCACUUAAGACCAUUCAGAAGGCAGUCCUAUUAUCUCCAGAUGAUCCUGCUGUCUGGGCAGGGCUAAUGGCGGCCUGUUAUGCUGACAACACAUUGGCUCUCUUAAAUAAUGCACAGCCAAAGAGGACAGAGCUAGACAUAGCACAGUUGACCACUAUUUCUGCUACAGUCAAAGAAAAAAACCUUCCUGAAAGUUAUGUUCAGACUAUUGAAAAGUGGUCUCUUUGUCAAGCUCUCACUGGUUUAAUAGAAAAGGGGAAAAUUUCCGAAGCUGAGGCUCUCUGCACAAAGCAUUUAAAAAGUAGCCAUGACCAACCAGCUGUCUUCCUGCUUUUAAGGCAAAUUCAGUGUAAACCUCUACUGCAGGCACAGAAACAUCUUCCAGAUGCUGUCCUGGAAGAGCUGCAAAAAACAGUUGUAUCCAAUUCAACAUCUUUUUCAGCUUGGCAGUGGUUAGCACAGGUCUAUCAGUCUCAGGGAAUGAUGGGCGCUGCAGAAAUGUGCUACAGAAAGAGUCUCCAGGUGGCAUCUCAGCAGGGUAAUUGGAAUGGAAAACUCUCGAGUCUACUGAGACUGGCAUUACUUGCCUUGGAAGUCUGCAUGGCUGAUAUAUCAAAUGAUCACUGGCCAUCUUUGGUUGAGGAAGCUACGGCUGAAGCACUGAAACUUUGCUUUUGCCCACUGGCUCUUUUGUUGCAAGCUCUGUUACAGUUUCAUCGCAAAAUUGGAGCAAGGGAGACACGGCGGCUGUUGGAGAGAAUAGUAUAUAAGCCUGGGUAUCCCAAAUCUAUUGUAUCAGUUGCACGCUGGUACCUACUGAGACAUUUGUAUGCCAAAGAUGAUUAUGAAUUAAUUGAUAUGCUUGUAGACAAUGCCAAAGUCCAUGGAGAUACCCGAGCAUUAGAAUUGAAUCAGAAAUUGUCGUCAUCAUCAUCAUCACCACAAUGACCUGGAUUGCUCAGUCAGUGAACUGAAGGAAGCAAAAUUGAGGAAUGAAUCAAGUCUUUCUCCCAAAGGAACAUUCUGAGGCCCUCUACCUCCCUUGCUAUUCUACUUUUAAUCCAGAAAAUUUAUAUAUUACCUUACCCUAUUAAACACACAUACACACACAUACACACGCACGCACGCGCGUGUACACACAGUACAUCAUCUUGAGGUGAAAUCUCUCAAAAACCCCUAGCCUGACUUUAAAUUCAGAAAAAUUUCAUCUUUCCUUUUCCAGAGAAAAGUUUACAGUGAGAAGAAAACACACAUGCCUGUUUAGUUCUACAGCAAAACUAUGAAGAAUGCAUGAAUAAUUUUUUGUGUGUCUUCAAUGGUACUGAACACUUUUUGCAAUAAAGCCUUAAUAACCAUCCUCUAAGUAAUAUGCAAUGACAUUUAAAAAUUAGCACAAUCCAUAUGUUUUGUUGUAAAAUGCUUUUAUGUGAUAUGUCCUAACAAUCCCAAAAUGAUUGCUUUUAUAGGUAGUAGAAUUCAGUACAGUCCCAAACAAAUUCUAAAUAAUAUAAAUAUAUAAAUUAUUUUGUUAUCAGUUCAUAUCCGAUUCUGUGCAAGAAGUAUAAGUGUAAAGGUGCAGGUGCAUCUCGAAUUGCUAGUAUGUAUAUUUAAAUUAUAUAUACUUUGGUAAUCCUUAGAUCUGUGCCUGUUUUAAAUUGUUCAUUUGGAAAAAUUUUUGGGUGGUGGGGUAGGUAGAAAAUAUGACUAGAUACUAAUUAAUCAUGACAUUUUCUUGACUUUGCAAUGGCAAGUAUUCUUAAAUGGCCUGUUUUUAGUACCAUUAGUAGAUGAUCUCAGAGUGUCAUAUUUAGAAAUUUGAUAUAUUACAUGACUCCAUUCUUUUCACUUGUUUGGGUUUUAUAUUUUGGGGGGAAAGUAUUUUUGCAUUUUUAAAGAAUUUAUUUUAAACAAUUCAGUUUCUUUAUUCCUUUUUAUUCUUUUAAAAAUGUUUUUACUUAUUGCUGACAUUUAUUUUAGUUAUCUAAUUCUUCCAAUCAUGUACUAAAUAUGACAAUAUUAGGGAUGUAAUUUUCUGCAGUAGGCUUACAUUAUUUUAUGUGAAAUGCUAUGAAUUAAUGUUGAAUUUCUGAAUUAUAAAAUGUACUUAAGUAAGUCACUUUUUAUUGUAAAUUUGUAACAGUGAUAUAUUAUUAAUAAAGAUUGAAGCAUAAAGUGGUAAAGAUAUCAAUUAUAUUACAAAAACUUUAGAACUAAUCCAAGAAAUUCUAGAGCUAAUCUAAGAAAUUUCACUUUAUGCAGAAAAGUUUAAUUCAUUAUUCUCCUCUA